Messenger RNA from Nematostella vectensis (starlet sea anemone), 561 nucleotides. Its product is annotated as processed variable antigen-like. The record is from RefSeq and is a predicted model, not a curated record. Lineage: Eukaryota; Metazoa; Cnidaria; Anthozoa; Actiniaria; Edwardsiidae. The coding region runs from base 1 to 561 and encodes 186 amino acids. The transcript has a single exon.
AUGGGGGUAGGGGAGACAAGUGAGUCUAUGGGGGUAGGAAAGACAAGUGAGUUUAUGGGGGUAGGGGAGACAAGUGAGUCUAUGGGGGUAGGGGAGACAAGUGAGUCUAUGGGGGUAGGGGAGACGAGUGAGUCUAUGGGGGUAGGGGAGACGAGUGAGUUUAUUGGGGUAGGGGAGACAAGUGAGUCUAUGGUGGUGGGGGAGACGAGUGAGUCUAUGGGGGUAGGGGAGACAAGUGAGUCUAUGGGGGUAGGGGAGACGAGUGAGUCUAUGGGGGUUGGGGAGACGAGUGAGUUUAUGGGGGUAGGGGAGACAAGUGAGUCUAUGGUGGUGGGGGAGACAAGUGAGUCUAUGGGGGUAGGGGAGACAAGUAAGUCUAUAGGGGUAGGGGAGACGAGUGAGUCUAUGGGGGUAGGGGAGACGAGUGAGUCUAUGGGGGUAGGGGAGACAAGUGAGUUUAUGGGGGUAGGGGAGACGAGUGAGUCUAUGGGAGUAGGGGAGACAAGUGAGUCUAUGGGGGUAGGGGAGACGAGUGAGUAUGGGGGUAGGGGAGACGAGUGA